AUGUCUGCGCCUUCAGCAUCAGGUUCCAUUGUGCCCGCUCAACUCGGUUUUCUUACUAUCUUCAACCCCACGCUUGGCAAUACCGACGAGACCAUCGAGGACCAGAUUGUUUACUAUGCCUCCGUUACCACUCAAGCCGCGCAGAAUAAGCGCCGGCGCACUCGUGGUCAACCCACCCAAAACAUUUCUCCUGAGGAACGCAAUGAGCGUUUGCGACAGAUUGGUCUUGCCCAGGGCAUGGCCAGCUUCAGUCGCGGUUUUGCGAGCGGUUCGACAGUAGACACUAUCGACACUGAAAAGUCCCGGGUUAUACUUCAUGAGCUUGAACCAGGAUGGUGGAUUCUUGCAAGCAUCGACUUGACCAAGCUACCACUCCCUCCCCGGCUCGCUACGAAGAAGACUGAGGUCGCCGAAGAACGAUAUGAAUACUCUAGUCGCGAGAUGAAACCUGCGAGUCUCUUGCUGCGCGAUCUCCUACGGGCCCAUAGCAUCUUCCUCAUGCAUCAUGACUCUUCGUUGAGCGCCCUCUUUGUCCGCAAUAGGCGAACCAAGUUCAUCACAAUACUGAGCCGCUACUGGGACCUGUAUCUUUCAACAUGGAACGUCAUGAUGCAUGGGAACCCAGCUCGCGAUAUCUUUGGUGGCAUUCCUAUUGCUUCCUGCGGCGAGCUGGGGGUUGGUGUAGGAGAGGAAGACCGUGGUAGUGGCGAACGAGCCGUACUAGAGGGACUAGUUGGGAGAAUAGAAGGACUUGUUGACCUGGUUGUGUCUAAAUUCGGAGAUUACAAUCUUGAGUCACCACCUCCGAAUGAUUCCAACGGUGAUCCUGAACAAUGGCUUGGCACAGGGAGAGAACCAGGUCCUGAUGACGGUGCCAUCUUCUUGGGAACAGGUGCUUUGUCCAGAAAAUCACUGAGAGAUAUGACGCAUUGGAUGGAGGAUUUGUAUACCUGGGGAGAUCACGCUUACGGAAUCAUCGAGAGCCCAACAUCCGUUCGACGUGCAAAGAGAAAGAGAGCAGCUGAUCGUGCUGCUCAACAAGCUGCUCAAGAUCAAACGCAAGCAUCAGCUGACGAACCCGCCAAAGAACCGGAAGCGCAGGCGGCCGCUGGCGAUUCUGGCAAAGACCAGUCACAAGAACAAGCGCCUGAAGAUGGCAGGCUGGAUAAGAUGGUCAGCUAUCUUAAAUUGGGAUAUGGUACUUACUGGUCUUUGCCAGGAAGUGUUACUGCUAGUGGUGAUUCUUCUCCGAAUCAACCACAAGACAUUAAGCAGGAUUCUAAGCCUGUCCAAGACACUCCAAAAGUAACUCGGCCAAACUUGGCGGGUCGUACACCUUCAUACGAAGCUGCUGGUCAUUACCUUAUCGGCCUCAAGGGUGAAAUAGAUCAGGAUUAUAGCGGAUCCGACAGCGCAAGCUCUGACGAUGCUGCUGAUGGGGAACACAACUCCCGUACGGUCUUGCGAACCGUCAACGUCGAGCUUGAGAGCGAGGCCCUGGAUAGGCCAGAGGCCAUAACGGUGCGUGACUUUGAGCAUCCGGCCAGUGCUCUUACGCAAUCACAAGUGGUUGGAAACAUGAUACCUGGAUACGAUUCACACGACCUCAACAAGGCCAAGAAGUUGCGCGUUGUUGUCUAUGUCAACAGACCAUUUGUGUUCACCUUUUUGUUCAAUCUACGAACCGACUCCCUCGCCAUGGAAUCCUUAUACCGCUCCCUGCAUCACCAACUGGCUCCUCUUCGCAAACCUCUUCUCCUCUCAACGAGGUAUCGUCCCGAGCGACCUGGUCUCGACAAUGGUUCGAGCAGCAGCAGCAACUCGAGUAACACUAUUUAUGACCUUGUCUGGGAUCCUGUCUCUUUGACAGUUCACUCAUCUUUACCUAACAUCCCAGACGCUUAUGAUGAUUCGGAUCCUUGGACUCGAGCUGAUGCCCUCAAUACUCAUCUCCACCUUGUAAAUCUCUAUAUCAGUACUCGAUCCCGCUCGACUGCCCUUGAGCGCACUGAAAAGUCAAGCCGUGGGUGGUGGAUCGUCUGGACACGUUUGCUUGACCGUCAGGAGGAUGCUACAAGUAACAACCUCUCAACCAUCCAAGAAGGUGGAGCUGAUGCGGACACGGAACACGACGCUGCUCUCGAAGAAGAGGAGAGGAAGUAUUCUGGUCCUGACUCCCGCCACCCGGAUGUUGCCAAGGAAAUCUUCCUCAUCCGUCGUGCAAGUGACCAUGUCGGCUUCCGUACUGAGAACGCCGAUGGCGCAGGCAAGCUCGCUCAAGGCAUCGGUGUUGAUACACGCCGCUAUGUGGAGGAGCUGUUGAACCUACUAUAG
Molecule: messenger RNA, 2334 nt
Organism: Fusarium coffeatum
Lineage: Eukaryota; Fungi; Ascomycota; Sordariomycetes; Hypocreales; Nectriaceae
Exons: 2
Coding region: 1-2334 (777 amino acids)
Biological process (GO): vesicle-mediated transport
Cellular component (GO): intracellular membrane-bounded organelle; Mon1-Ccz1 complex
Source: RefSeq, a predicted model, not a curated record